AUGCCGUGUUCUGCUGGAGAAGAAAAUGUUGGCGAAGCAAUUCCAACAGGCGGCAGGUCAGAGCAGUACUUUGUGCCGUCAGACGCCACCAAGAGCCUGAUAAACUUUGUCAAGGUUGCCUACCCAGACAUGUUAGAUAAGCAUUACUUUCAUUCAUUCUCUCACACUGUUGAAGCAGAUGUGUUCUGCUGUGAUGAAAAAGAUGACCAUCUGAAACCUCUAAGUAACUUGGAUGAGAAACGUGUUGGUAAACGAGAUGUGGCUGUUUCCCACCUCAACUUUGAGUCUAGAUUUGAAAGUGGUAAUCUGCGUAGAGUGAUUCAGGCAUCCAACUCUGAGUACGACUUGAUUCUGAAUGCUGAUGUCAACUCCUCUCACCAUCACCAGUGGUUCUAUUUUGAAGUGAGCAACAUGGAGCCAAACAAACCGUAUAUUUUCAACAUUAUCAAUAAUGAGAAGCCAAAUAGUGAAUUUAACUUUGGUAUGAAGCCAGUAAUGUUUAGUGUACAAGCAGCCAUGCAGGGACAGGCUGCUUGGGUCCAGACGGGAUAUGACAUUUGCUACCACAAGAAUCAUUACUCCCGAGUACCAAAAAGUCAUGAUCAUGUUCGAUUUAAGAAAUCAGCCAACAAUGCUACUACACAGCAACGUUCACUGUGA
Molecule: messenger RNA, 660 nt
Organism: Homarus americanus (American lobster)
Lineage: Eukaryota; Metazoa; Arthropoda; Malacostraca; Decapoda; Nephropidae
Product: cytosolic carboxypeptidase 1-like
Exons: 6
Coding region: 1-660 (219 amino acids)
Biological process (GO): protein side chain deglutamylation; C-terminal protein deglutamylation
Source: RefSeq, a predicted model, not a curated record